AUGUCCCACGAAGGUGAAGAAGAUUUAUUGGAGUACUCCGAUAACGAACAAGAAAUCCAAAUUGAUGCUUCCAAGGCCGCUGAAGCCGGAGAAACUGGCGCCGCCACUUCUGCCACUGAAGGUGAAAAUAAUAACAACACCGCAGCUGGUGACAAGAAAGGUUCUUACGUUGGUAUCCACUCCACCGGUUUCAAGGAUUUUUUGCUGAAGCCAGAACUAUCAAGAGCCAUUAUUGAUUGUGGUUUUGAACAUCCUUCUGAAGUCCAACAGCAUACCAUUCCUCAAUCCAUUCACGGUACCGAUGUCUUGUGUCAAGCCAAGUCUGGUUUGGGUAAGACUGCCGUCUUUGUCUUGUCUACUUUACAACAACUGGACCCUGUUCCUGGUGAAGUUGCCGUUGUUGUCAUUUGUAACGCUAGAGAACUAGCUUACCAAAUUCGUAACGAAUAUUUGAGAUUCUCCAAAUAUAUGCCUGACGUAAAAACUGCUGUCUUCUAUGGUGGUACUCCAAUCUCCAAGGACGCUGAACUGUUGAAAAACAAGGACACUGCCCCACAUAUUGUUGUUGCCACUCCAGGUCGUUUAAAGGCUUUAGUGAGAGAGAAAUACAUUGAUUUAUCUCAUGUGAAGAACUUUGUCAUUGAUGAAUGUGAUAAAGUUUUGGAAGAAUUAGACAUGAGAAGAGAUGUUCAAGAAAUUUUCAGAGCUACCCCAAGAGACAAGCAAGUUAUGAUGUUUUCAGCCACACUAUCUCAAGAAAUCAGACCAAUUUGUAGACGUUUCUUACAAAACCCAUUGGAAAUUUUCGUUGAUGAUGAAGCUAAAUUGACUUUACACGGGUUACAACAAUACUAUAUUAAAUUAGAAGAACGUGAAAAGAAUCGUAAACUAGCCCAACUAUUAGAUGAUUUAGAAUUCAACCAAGUCAUCAUUUUCGUUAAGUCUACCACGAGAGCUAAUGAAUUGACCAAACUAUUAAAUGCUUCUAACUUCCCUGCCAUCACCGUCCAUGGUCACAUGAAACAAGAAGAACGUAUUGCUCGUUACAAAGCUUUCAAGGAUUUCGAAAAACGUAUCUGUGUGUCCACUGAUGUUUUCGGUAGAGGUAUUGAUAUUGAACGUAUUAACCUGGCCAUCAAUUAUGAUUUGACCAACGAGGCCGAUCAAUAUUUACAUCGUGUUGGUAGAGCUGGUAGAUUCGGUACCAAGGGUUUAGCCAUUUCAUUUGUUUCAUCCAAAGAAGAUGAAGAAGUCCUGGCUAAAAUUCAAGAACGUUUCGAUGUCAAAAUCGCGGAAUUCCCCGAAGAAGGUAUUGAUCCAUCCACUUAUUUGAAUAAUUAA
This is a messenger RNA of Saccharomyces eubayanus, 1341 nucleotides long. It is a transcript of the gene SUB2, whose product is annotated as ATP-dependent RNA helicase SUB2. Gene Ontology annotation, molecular function: RNA binding; RNA helicase activity; ATP binding. Gene Ontology annotation, biological process: mRNA splicing, via spliceosome; mRNA export from nucleus. The record is from RefSeq and is a predicted model, not a curated record. The coding region runs from base 1 to 1341 and encodes 446 amino acids. The transcript has a single exon. Lineage: Eukaryota; Fungi; Ascomycota; Saccharomycetes; Saccharomycetales; Saccharomycetaceae.